Messenger RNA from Vigna radiata var. radiata (mung bean), 831 nucleotides. Its product is annotated as protein FAR1-RELATED SEQUENCE 4-like. The transcript is spliced from 2 exons. Gene Ontology annotation, molecular function: zinc ion binding. Lineage: Eukaryota; Viridiplantae; Streptophyta; Magnoliopsida; Fabales; Fabaceae. The record is from RefSeq and is a predicted model, not a curated record. The coding region runs from base 1 to 831 and encodes 276 amino acids.
AUGAAUUGUUUCAUUAAAGACACGGUGAAGGAAAGUAUUUUCAACAUCUACACAAUCAAAGAAGAGUGCAUGUGGGAUGGAAAAUGUGCUCCAAAAUAUUACCGUGUUCAAUUCGAUCCUGUUUUAAAAGAUAUUACUUGCUCCUGCCUACUUUUUGAGUUUAGAGGCAUUAUAUGUAGGCAUUCGCUAUUGGUUCUAGGUCAGGAAGAUGUCCAUAAUGUACCCUCGAAAUAUGUACUUCGACGUUGGAGCAAAAACAUCAGAAGAAAGCACACACUUAUUAGAGCAACUUAUAGUUCUUUACAGCAUGAUACCAAGAUGCAAAGAUACCAAACUUUGUGUCAGCAGUUCUAUAAUCUGGCUGAGACUGCAUGUGAAUCUGAAUAUGCUACUGCUCAGUUGGAAAAAGAUUUGAAAUGUCUUGCUAAAAAGUUCGGUUUGAGUUCAUGCCUGAAAGAUAACAUCGUAAGUGAGGGAGGACAAUUAAGGUAUGAGAAUGCCGUCACAGAAACUCCAUCCUACAAUACAUGCGGCAGUAGUGACGUACUAGUUCGCAGUCCCGUCGCGGUUAAGCGAAAAGGCCGACCAAGAACUAACAGAUUGAAAUCAGCCGUUGAAAGUAGGUGUAAAAAGAAAUCAAAGGCUACUAAAAAAAAUUCUUCAACAACACUUUCUCAACCAAAUGAAACCACAACAUGUAAUGUCACACAAACCCACCAGGCCAUGAAAUAUGCAUCCCAAACAGUUCAGAUAUCCCAACUAUCUGAAGUUGCUCCUAAUGGAUUUAUGUCCUUGCUAUCUGCGGUCCAUAACACUUUUGAGAAUAUAUAA